Phyllopteryx taeniolatus (common seadragon) is the source of this 9150-nucleotide messenger RNA. RefSeq names its product Ral GTPase activating protein catalytic subunit alpha 1 (gene ralgapa1). Gene Ontology annotation, biological process: positive regulation of GTPase activity; regulation of small GTPase mediated signal transduction. The transcript is spliced from 44 exons. Lineage: Eukaryota; Metazoa; Chordata; Actinopteri; Syngnathiformes; Syngnathidae. Bases 304 to 8397 code for a protein of 2697 amino acids. Gene Ontology annotation, molecular function: GTPase activator activity. Gene Ontology annotation, cellular component: cytoplasm; nucleus. The record is from RefSeq and is a predicted model, not a curated record.
UAGCUUAGUAGCUCCAUGAACCUUCAGGCUGCAGUCUGAGAUGCAAUGGAUGGAUUGCUGUACCCGCUGCGGUCCGCCAACUAUGAGGCUUAAUGUCAAUAAACGGUGUCCAUUCGGACACAGUUUUCUAAUACUGCGCAUCAGUGCUAAAAUCGGAGCGCAUUGUGAGCGAUUGCGUUAGGCGGGAGACAUUCGGUUGUUAUUUGCAGAUUAAUGCUAGCCGAAGCCGUCUAAAUUGCUGCGUUUUAGAGCUAGCACUUCCUCGCUGUCUAAAAUUGACUCCUCGAGUCUCCAGCCUCAGGAAUGUUUUCCAAAAAGCCUCAUGGGGACGUUAGAAAAUCAACACAGAAAGUGUUGGAUCCAAAGAAGGACGUCUUAACGAGGCUCAAACAUCUCAGAAUAGUCAUAGAAAAUGCAGAGCCACCGGAGCUGAAGCAGUUCUUCGACCUGAACUCCUCACAUAUCUACUAUGUUUUUUUUGAGAACUUUGUCACCAUUGAGGUUAGCCUCAAGCAAAAGGGUCACAAGUCUCAGCGGGAGGAGUUGGACUCAAUUCUCUUCAUUUUUGAGAAAAUCCUCCAGCUCCUCCCAGAAAGAAUCCAGAGCCGAUGGCAAUUCCACAGCAUCGGACUGAUCUUGAAGAAGUUGUUGCACACCGGUAACUCUUUAAAGAUCCGUCGAGAAGGUGUGCGCUUGUUCCUGCUGUGGAUGCAGGCAUUACAGAGUAAUGCUCAACGCGAGCAACUUUGCAUGUUUGCUUGUCUAAUUCCUGGCUUCCCGGCUCCGCUCUGCCAUGGCACUCCCCGUACUUUGGACACUCUGAUCAACCCACCACUGAGCUUAACUGAGACUCAAGUAACCCUAGAGGAGAUCACCCCACUGGUACAUCCCCAGUCAGGUGACAAGAACCAGGAGGACCUUACCGCUUUCUUCUUGGAAGCACUAUUGAAAUACAUGGUAAACCAGGCCAAGUCUCUCGAGUGGCGUUGUAAAGAGAAUCAUGAACGAGGGUUCAGCUUCCUCUUUGGCCACUUCAGGAAGUUUUACCUUCCUCACAUCUUUCCAAACUUUGCUUUGGAAACCAGCCUGUACAACCCCAUACUAGAGGUUCCUCCAAUGCGUCCUAAGCCCUAUUACAGUGUGGUACGUAGAGAGCACGAUGGUGGUGAAGUUCUCUAUUGUACCAAGGAAAGUUUCCUUCAGGCCCGAGUAAUCUUUAUCCGCUGGCUGGUUUCCUUUUGGCUGGAGCCACGACCCAACACACACACACAGAUUCCAGGGACAGAAGGCGAAAACAUCCCCAAGAACAUACAGCGAGCAGCAGCUGGGCUUGCUGCUCGCUCCGCUGGCAGCUCAGAUGACGGCAGUGUCACUGGUUUGCGGUCUGACAGCCAUCCAGAAGGGAGCGGGAGCUCAUCCGGACCAGGGGGAGGCAGCAUGGGCCUCAGUGGGGGUACUGGGCCAAUGGGGGAAUCUGAACAAUGCCACUCCAACACAUCUACGUUAACAGAGCGGGAGCCCAGUUCCUCCUCACUGUGCUCUAUGGAUGAAGAACAGUUGACAGACAUGGAGGUGGUGAGGAGAGUCCUGACAAGCUCCAGAACCAGCAUCAACUUCAUCACUGAGAUCUUUAGACAGGCCUUUCUACUUCCAAUGUGUGAAGCUGCAGCAAUGCGAAAAAUGGUCCGUGUUUACCAGGAGUGGAUCUCCAUGGAGGACAAGCCAGUAUUUAUGAAGGAGCCAGAGGAGGGCCCAUAUCCCAUAGCAACAGCCAGUAGUAUGGACACUGCCUCAGACAAGGACGAUGAGGGAAUAAAUAAAAUGAUUGAUAGUGAAUUGUUGGAGUAUAGCGUUCAUGCAGGAGUUCAGACUACACUACAGGUAUUUAUUACCCAUUCGUCCAACGUUUUUUUAAUGGAGCCAGCCAACGAUAUCAAGUUCCUUUUAGAAGAACAUGUCGACAUGUGCAAGCGAGUCUUAAACAUCUACCGCAGCCUUGUCAUGCAUGAGACCAUGGACCAGAAAACAUGGGAGCAGAUCUUACUUGUUCUAUUAAGAGUGACAGAGUCAGUGAUGAAGAGACCUCCAUCCAUUAUGCCCCAAGGCAAGAAGAACAACACACUUUCAGGAAGGCUGGCUGGUCCUAUCUUUCAGACAUUGAUUGUAGCCUGGAUUAAGGGGAAUUUAAACGUCUACAUCAGCAGAGAACUAUGGGAUGACCUCCUCUCAGUCCUCUCUUCUCUUACCUGCUGGGAGGAGCUGGUAACUGAAUGGUCCCUGACGAUGGAGACUCUUACAAAGGUGUUGGCGAGGAACCUCUACAGUGUUGAUUUGAAUGAACUUCCUCUGGAUAAGCUCAGUGAGCAAAAACAGAAGAAACACAAAGGAAAAGCUAUAGGUUCGGAAGGCCAGCGGCAGAUCGUGGAUCGUUCCUUCUCUAAAGGUUGGAGCAGAGACCAACCAGGUCAGGCAGCUGCCAUGAGACAACGCAGUGCCACCACAGCUGGUUCGCCAGGCAUCGAAAAGGCCCGGAGCAUUGUCCGCCAAAAGACCGUAGCCCUGCGUAGCUGUUCUACAGGGGACUCUCUGCUGUCCUCAGCCUUUAUCCGCAGUGCCAAGAGUGCUCCUGCUCUGGCUCCGCCUCUUCCUGUCCUCCUCCAUCACCACCACCCUUUACUACCCCCCCUAGCCGACCAGCUGGCAGACCUGGAGGACCCACCAAUCACGCUGACAUCUCGCCCAUCUCGAAUGCGCCACUCGUCCCAGAGCGAUGAGACCCCUCCGACCUCUUGUUCAGAGGUGUUCCAGGGAGGCACUUGUGAGCCGGAUAACCCAGCCCCUUCUUCUCUUGCAAGGAGCAGCAGUGCCUCUGAUAUCAUGGAGCCAUUUAUCGCCGAGCGGGUCAAAGGUGAAGAUCCACAGGGGGAUCCCAGUACAAUUCCCAACCCCCGUCACCCCACUGCUACUACCUUACUUGCAACCAAUAGCCAAGCAGCUCAACCACUCCCAUGUCCUUUCCACUCCUCCUCUCCUACUCCCCUUUCACUCCCCAAUGGUGUUAUUUCCUCAAUCUCUGAGGGACUUGAUGAUGUGAGUGAGUGUGACCACAUUGGCUAUCAAAGCCGCGGUUCAAGUUCUGAUUGGGUAAGCGACUGGGAUACUGCCUUUACAUUUUCUGCUGACAAGGAGAUUGAUGUAGAGGAGAGUGAAGUAGGCAUUGUACCAAAUGAGGAUGAUUUAUUCUCCUCAAUUAGGGACUAUCUCACUCACAGAGCAGCUGAGAGAAAUGAGGCAGCUAGAGUGGCAGCAAGUCUUGAAUUAGAAAACGACAUUCGAACUUCUGCAUUAGUGAAAACUGAUAUGAUUACUGGGGAAACAGAAUUCAUACGAGAGGCACAAAAGGUGAUUGACAGACAGAUUUCUAAGGAAGAUAGGCAAGUAAGUAAUUCAAUUAGACACAGUAGUGUUGACUCAACAGAGGAGAUUGAGACAGAACAGCGCAGCAUCUACGAGUGUCUUGAAAUGCAGUGUCAGUGGCCAUCGCUAAGUGCAAAAGGGAACUUAGAAGGACUCAAUAAUGAGAAGGACAAAGGGGAAGUAGGUGGAGGAAAUACAAUUGAAGGAGCAGAUUGGGAAGGAAAAGGUGAUUAUUGGAGGGAAAUUGGAGGAGACAAAAAGGAUGAUAAAGACACAGCCACAAACAAAAAGCCCUGUUUCAUGAGACCAGACCCUAAUACAGUAGCAUCUACCAGUGAAGCAAUUCAACCCACCCAAACUUCAGACUCAGCCAAGCCCAAGAUGACACGUAACACCAAAAAGCAUCACUCCAGUAGUGUCCAUGUUAGCUUCAGACCUUCCACUGAGUCAGUCCAGUUCCACAACCCCCUUGAGAAUAAAGAAGCCCACUGGAAAGCCAGGUUGCGUCGGCUCAGUCACUUUCACACUCAUAGCCACUCCGCUGGUGAUAGGCAAGGAGCUGGGGCAGGAACAGGAGGGAAGCAGGGAGUAAGCAGCGCCGGUAAGUUCACCUCUGUGGCUGCUGUUAGUCACAAAGUAGGGGGCCAUGAGAGACUGGCAAUAGAUGUCACUGGGCCUCAGGGUACAGUAGGUGUUGGAGGCCCGGAAAUCAGGACUGGCACCGGAGCAGCGGACAAGGACAAACAUCAGCAUCCAGGAUCCUGUGUGGGAUCCAAUUUGGUGCAUGAGACACACUUUGAGGUUUUACCAAGCAGUUCGAGUGCAUCAUCAGGGGUGCGAGGCCGAUUGGGACGGUCUGCCUUGCGUUCUCGGGCUUCCCGCUCUCGCUCCCAGGAGCCCGGCAGCUCCGUCUCCCGACACCACCAGGGGGCUCUUCUUGGUGGGGUAUAUAAAACUGUGGUUCAUGCUUUGUCCACCAAGCCCCACCCCCGUGGUCAGGGGUCAUCCCAAGGUUCGUCACCACAGCGGCAAGGGCGGGCUGCAAUGGGUGAUGCGUCACUAAGAGACCUCUACUCCCAUGUCCUGGGCUACUUUGGACGAAAGUCUACCACGCCAGCCAACAAAGAGGAGGUGCUCCAAAAGGCACGUCCCGUCUCCACUGAUGUUGGAAACAGCAAUCCUAAUUUCUCUGAUCUCAUGGACGAGUUCAUCCAGGAAAGACUUAGAGCUAAAGGAACAGUGGAGCGCCGUGGCAGCAGCCCAGGUAGUCUAGAAGUUCCACAGGACCUGCCGGAACUACUAGAGGCUGGCCAAAGUCCUGGAUCUCGACCCUUAGAUGACCUCAGGCCAAUUGAUGAUCCUGGGGUUCCUUCAGAGUGGACAUCUCCUGCCAGUGCCAGUGGCUCAGACGUUGUCAGUUCUGACAGCCAAUCUGACUCAUUUAAUGCUUUUCAGUACCCGACAUGCAAGUUUGAUAAUUUUGCAUUUAAUUCGGAACCCUGUGGAGGUGGAGAUCGAGGAAGCUCAUUGGACCAGGACAGCCUGGGAGGUGGCGUUGCCUGUGAUGAACACGAAGUAGCAAGUUUGACGACACUUCAUAUUGACUCUGAGACCAGUAGCCUUAGCCACACAGUCACUGUCACUGGUUCUGAAAGUGCAUCUCCCAUGCAUUCUAUCGGGGGCUCUCGUUCCCAAACGCCUUCCCCAGCUACGCUGACAGCAGAGCAAAUCGUUCGCACACACUCUCACUCACGCACACACUUGCAGCUGGAUCAAAGACUCCACAACUCUGUGCUGCAGACUCCUGAUGAUCUUGAGAUCACUGAGUUCCCCAGUGAGGACUGUAGCGUCAUGGCAGGUGGCUCCCUUACUGGAUGGCAUGCAGAUGUUGCUACAGUAAUGUGGCGGAGAAUGCUGGGUAUUUUGGGGGAUGUGAAUACCAUCAAAGACCCAGAGAUCCAUGCUCAAGUGUUUGAUUACCUGUGUGAACUGUGGCAAAACCUUGCGAAGAUUAGAGAUAAUUUGGGCAUUUCUCACGACAACCAGUCAUCUCCCGCACCUCCUGUUCUGAUUCCACCUCUUAGAAUCCUUACUCCCUGGCUCUUUAAGGCCACAAUGCUGACUGAGCGUUACAAACAGGGAAAACUUCAUGCCUAUAAACUGAUCUGCAGGAUUAUGAAGAGACGGCAAGAUGUGUCCCCAAACACAGACUUUCUAACUCACUUCUACAACAUCAUGCACCAAGGACUGCUGCACCAAGACCAGGACAUUGUGAACACCAUCAUCAAGCACUGCAGUCCCAGGUUCUUCAGUAUUGGUCUACCUGGAGCCACCAUGUUGAUUCUUGACUUCAUCAUUGCAGCUUCUAGAGUCACCUCUUGCUCAUCAUUAAACGCUCCAAGGGUAGAAGCCCAGAUACUUCUUGGAUCACUUGUGUGUUUUCCCAACUUCUAUGGGGAGCUCCCUGCCCUUCACCCCACCACAGCUGAUGUGGCACUCACAAAGUUCCCUGACGUCAAGGAGCAUGUUAUCAAAACUAUACUGACCUCUGCCAGGGACGAACCCUCUGCUCCUGCUAGGUGUGUAGCUUUGUGCAGUCUGGGCAUCUGGCUGUCAGAGGAGCUUGCUCAUGGGACCCACCAUCCACAGAUUAAUGAUGCUCUUAAUGUCAUCUGUGUUACUCUAAAGUAUCCCAAUAAGAAUGUUGCACUGGUGGCAUCAGACAUCCUUCACCUUUUGAUCAGUUAUGUGGAUCACCUUCAGAAAUUUCCCAUUGACACUCCGAAGAAGAUAGUAGAGAUUUUGAUUGCCACCAUUACCCACUUGCUACCUACUACUGAGUCAUCUCCUUAUGAACUGGAUAAGAGGCUGGUUGUGUCUCUCCUGUUGUGUCUGUUGGACUGGGUGAUGGCUCUCCCUCCAAAGACUCUACUUCAACCUGUUCAAACACGUAGCCCCCCAGAUAAGGAGCAGCUGCCAAAGACCCUGCUCAGCUGCAUUUAUAAGGUUUUGCAUGGCUGUGUGUAUGGAGCCCAGUCUUUCAGCAGCCCCAAGUAUUUCCCACUGCAGCUCUCAGAUCUGUCAAGUUCAGACUAUGAUCCGUUUCUGCCAUUAGAGAGCCUCCGAGAACCUGAACCGCUGCAUAGUCCAGAGUCUGAACGCUCCAGCAAACUCCAGCCUGUCACUGAAGUCCGUAGUCGUAUCCAACAGGGUCUGGUUUCCAUUGCAGCCAGGACUGUUAUCACCCACCUUGUGAACCAUCUAGGGCAUUACCCAAUGUCUGGAGGUCCAGCUACUCUCUCCAGCCAGGUGUGCGAGAACCAUGACAACCCAUACUGUGAGAGUGCAGAUCUUGGACCUGAACUCUUCCACUCACCAAAUCUACAGUUCCUGUCAUUGAAUGGCUCUACACUGCUCUCAGUGCUCCAGGUUCGGUCAGAGUCUAGUGUACCAGGAGGUGGAAUGACAGCUGGUUUGUCCUCUGCUCCUGCCUGUGUUCGCGUUAUCAUUCGGGAUGUAGCUGGAAAGCACUCCUGGGACUCUUCUGUUCUCUACGGGCCUCCACCAUGCUCACCAAGUAGUCCUCCACACACAGUAUUGACUUGCACACAAUCCCCUCAUAGUGUGAAUCCCCAUCUACGCACCCCAACCAAAAAGAUCAAAGAGGAGCGGGGAGAAGGCAGUCAAGAAGACCAGAAUGAAGAGUCAGAGGAGGGAGGAAGUGCAAUGGAGGGUCAUAGUCCCGAGUUGGAGGGAGAGAUGGAUGAGGACGGAGAGCAAAGCAAUGUUGCUGAAGAAGAAACUGUGCGACUACAAGGAGGUCGAGGAGAAGAGGAAGAGGAGAAGCAGGUGGAGGGGGAUAAGGAACAUAGCACGGGUGGGGAGGGGAAGUGGGCAGAGGUGGGCUUUGAGCAGCUCCUAGCUCCACCACUGGCAAAACGGGUAUGUCGGGAAGUGGUGCCAGUAUGGGACUCACUUCGGGAUGGAGAUGAUGCGCUGGAUGAAAUGCUGCAGUACCUUGGAUACUCAAGUCCUGAGUGUCUACAAAGAGCAGGAAUGCCACUCAAUAUCCCAGUCCCGCCACCAGCUUGUGUUUCAGAGAAGCAGGAGAAUGAUGUGAUCAAUGCCAUCUUGAAGCAAAGUGCCGCUGAGCGAGAUUUUGUCCUUCAUAGAGGUGAGGAGUUAAACAUGAGAGCAGUGGAACAGAGUGAACCAGAGACUCAGACACCUCAGUCGGCCUUCUACUACUGCAGGCUACUAAUCAACAUACUGGGACUCAACUCCUGGGAGAAGAGGAGUAACUUUCAUUUAUUGAGGAAGAAUGAGAAACUAUUGCGAGAGCUGAAAAACCUGGACUCGCGGCAGUGUCGGGAGACACAUAAAAUAGCAGUUUUUUAUGUAGCUGAAGGACAAGAAGACAAACAUUCCAUACUCACCAAUACUGCAGGAAGCCAGGCAUAUGAAGACUUUGUUUCUGGACUGGGUUGGGAGGUGGACCUGACCACCCACUGUGGUUUCAUGGGAGGACUCCAGAGGAACCGCAGUACAGGCCAGACCACACCUUAUUAUGCCACCUCUACGACAGAGGUCAUCUAUCAUGUCUCAACCCGAAUGCCACAUGACCAGGACCACAAUCUCACCAAGAAGCUGAGACACCUGGGUAAUGACGAGGUCCACAUCGUUUGGUCGGAACAUUCCAGAGACUAUCGCCGAGGAAUCAUCCCUACAGAGUUUGGCGACGUGCUAAUUGUCAUUUACCCCAUGAAAAACCACAUGUAUUCCAUCCAUAUCCUCAAAAAACCCGAGGUACCAUUUUUUGGUCCCCUGUUUGACGGUGCCAUUGUGGACAUGAAGAUUUUGCCAACAAUGGUCAGAGCCACAGCCGUAAAUGCAAGUCGUGCGCUGAAAUCCCUCAUUCCUCUAUACCAGAACUUGUAUCCUUUUAAAAACGUACUUGGAAAUUGCAGGAUUGGACGUUGAAAUGUAAGUCACUGAAACCUUUAUUUUUCCAGUUUUCUUGUCAUGUUCAUGGGCAAAGGGAAGGAAGGAUUCACCAUUUCAAAAAUAUUGGGUCAUUGUAUCCUAACAGGAUAUCCAUUUUCUACCCGUGUUUUUUCUGUGUAUUUAAUAUAUCCGCAAGUGACAAAAAUUGUAUUCCCUUCCUUAAAAUAUAACAUUUUUGUCAAACGGUAAACGGUUGCUUUGAUUAAUCUAAUUCCCCAGCUUCCUGAUUAGGAAGAGUAGCUAUAUUCUAAUUGGGCUUUCAUUGCGUAUUCCUCACUCAUCAACAUUUUCUAUUUAUGACGUCAAACCAGCAGAUAAUACUACCUACGGCAAAAGCAUCAGUUCAUCAUGUGAACUAAGAACAGGACCCAGAUGUUCUCUAAAUGCUUCAAGAUAUUUAACUCCAGGUGGGUGAAAAUUCAAGAUCACACAAAGGACACAAGUGGUAAAGUAACUUGACCAAGAAAUAAUCUUGCUUGUUCCUUCAGUACAAUGUAUUGUGUCUAUGUGUAGAAAAUUGUGCAAGCGACUGAAAGACAGGUGUGCAUUCAGCCUGUCUGUAUGAUCGUAAGUGAUGGCACUUUCAUCAAUUGUUAUCGAUUACUUUUUCCUCACAGUUUCGAAAAAAGGUUGUUUGCUCUCGUACCCACACUCACAAGUAGACAUGCAAUCAUACUCUCUUGUCAGAAAAGUGCAUGGCUCAACUCGUACCUUUUUAUCCAAGUAUGU